Prorocentrum cordatum is the source of this 1227-nucleotide messenger RNA. Lineage: Eukaryota; Dinophyceae; Prorocentrales; Prorocentraceae. The record is from the annotation of a GenBank genome assembly.
CUCCCCUCACCUCUUGACGACGACGGCAGCUCUGCCCGAAGCCGCUUGGUGCAGCGCCGCCAGGGGGCCGGGGAGGGGGGCAGAGCGCGACGCUCCCGCCCGAAGCCCGGGCGUCUCCCGCCCCGCCUCGCCCUGGCGUUGGCGCUGCCAUGUGCUCGGCGACGCGGGUCGAGUCCGAAAAGCCGGUUUCGCGUAGGAUCGUUCCCCUCUGGGAGCGUCACCUGGCUUGAUUAUUCGGCACGCCCUUGACGAUGACUGUGCGCUACUACGGGGUGUAGUAAGUCGACGCUGGCGGCGCUGGUUUCCGGCUCGAGCGCCAGCUGCAUUCUCAAAAACAUCGUUGUGUGCAAUGGUUUGGGCUACAUCUUUUGUAUGCUUUUGUUGCGGCGCGGUGGUGUCGAUUGUUUCCAUCGCAGUAUCCACGUGUUGUGCACGCACUACGCUUGUUCCUCUCCCAUGUUAUUCUGUUCGCGACGUUCGAGCACCUCCGAACCCAGAGUUGCGAGGAUGCCCCAGGAGUUUGGAGGAUAUCUCAAGGGACCACCUCGCGAGCAGCAUCGUCGAGCCUGCAGUUGCGAGCUUGUCUCAGGCGCAACUGGCUGGACCUCCUCUCGCGUGGCAUCUUUGAGCCCUGGCGAGGACGUCCCACUUCCGGGCAGGCCGACCUCCGUGCCGCCCGGCGAGGUCGCCAGCGUCCUGCCGGUUGCCGCCAGAAGCGAUUCCGGCCCGAUCAGCCCAAGGAAGCUUGAUCCGCUUCUCCUCAGGAUUCCGAUCCCGCAGUCCUCGCCGCCGCUCCACGGGGCGCAGCACUCCCAGAGGGAGCCACCAGCCGAAGCGGCCCUCGCGGACAUCGAGGCGAUGGUGCAGAGGCACUGGCAGGAGCUCCAUGGCAGGCUCCGCCUGCUGCUGGGCGGAGAGGGGCAGUCGGAGACCGAGCCCAGCCAGCGGAGGCGUGGUGGGGGGGGCCUGGCGGAGGUGCAGGGGCAGUGCUCUCUGGAGACCAGGCCAUGGGGCUGCGCUACGCCGCGGUUCUCGGCCCGCGAGAGCUUUCGCCAGGGGGGCUCCGCGUCGCUGGAGUUCGAGAGCUAUGCGAGCUCCGCCGCGCAGUCUGCUGCAUCCCGGGCCAGACCGUCCCUGCGCGCGAGCGUCCGGCCAGUCACCCGCUUCUUCUCCGGCAACGAGCCGCGGCAGUCGGAGUCCGAGUCGAUAAACGGCGGGGCGAACAGG